Messenger RNA from Ostreobium quekettii, 348 nucleotides. The record is from the annotation of a GenBank genome assembly. NCBI's taxonomy places the organism in Eukaryota, Viridiplantae, Chlorophyta, Ulvophyceae, Bryopsidales, Ostreobiaceae.
AUGAUUGUAUUGCUUCCUCCCAAAUUUUUGCAGAAAACGGAUAUGUGUAUUAGAUUUGGCUGUACUUUCAACCUACGGGGCUCAAACACUGAAUUCCAGUUUGCAAAGGUCCCCCCCCCCCCCCCCCCUUCCCUCUUCAAUAUGGCCUCCAGACAGGGUCGCCUUGCGAUUGACGGUACGUGGCGUAGACUGCAUAGUUGUGGCCACUGCUUUGGAUGUGGGCUUGCAACAUAUCAGCGAAGCAGCAAGAGUUCUGAAUUGAGGUCAGCACCAGUCGAUCGUGGAUCGCCACUGUUUUUCACCGGCAAACACGAUUCUCACCUGGAGAUUGGGGUUCCAGAAUUCUGA